CGGGGCCGGCUGUGACACCCCGAUAACCUCGUGUUCCACCCAAAAACAGCUGCGCUCCGGAAGAGGAACAGGAACCUCCUGGCAGGCGGCUUCUCCCCCGCCUUCAGAAUCCCCCAGCCCCAAUUCUGGGGGGUCUCGGGGGGGCUCCGGCCUUGGGGGUCCUUGGGGAGCAGCUGCCCCAUGAGGAGGGUCCCCCCUGAGGGGGUCCCACCCUGGGUUUGGCCGUGUCCCACUCUCUGGGAGGUGACAUUGGUGACAAGAUGGCACCGGGGCUGGUGUUGAACCUCCUCCUCUUCCUCCUCUUCCUCCUCUUCGCCACACCAGCCCGGGCAGAAGAAGCGCCGCCCUCGGAGGUGAGCGGAGCCGUGGGCGGGGUGGCCCUGCUGAACCCCCGAGGACCCCAAAACCCCUCGGAAUUCUCCCAGAUCCACUGGCGCUGGCAGAACCAGCUGAGGAUCGCCGGGCGGCAGCGGGGGGAGCAGCCCCAGUACCCCCCGAGCCGCUUUGGGGGGCGCCUGGAGCUCCUGGCCAACGGAACGCUCCGGAUGAGCCCCCUGAGCCUCGGGGACAGCGGCGAGUACCGCCUGUACCUGGAGGAUGACACGGGCAGGGAGAGCGUCCAGAGGGUCCUGCUGAGGGUCUACGGGGGUCACCUACGAGUGGAUCCCGCCCCAGAAGGUGGUGAGGAAGGAGGGCCCCGUCCUGGAGGUCUCCAUCAACCCCGCGGUGGAAACCUACGUCUGCAAGGUCAGCAACCCCGUGUCCUCCAGCUCCGCCUCGCUGACCUUCCGGCGCCCCUGCACCUGGACAGAGGAAUCCUCCUCGGCCGCCUCCCGCGCCACGCCCAGCGCCCCGGUGGCCCUGGGACACCUCCUCCUCCUCCUCCUCCUCCUCCUGCUGCUCACCGUGGCUUGAGGACCUCGCGGGUGGCACCUCCGGUCACCUCCUCACCUUCCGGCACCAACAUCUGGACGGAGAUCCCGAAAUCCUCCGGGCGCUCCAAAGCCGCGGGAGCGACGUCACCGGGAGCGUUCGGUUUGGGGUUAACGGGGAAAUUCUCCCCCAAAAUCAUCCCCAAAAUCCGUGGGGAGACCCCGUCUGAGCCCUUCCCCCCUGGGAUUCUGGGGGAUCCUCCUGGAUUUGGGGUGGCCUGGAAGGGCAGGGCCUUUGGUGAGGGAGGGCCGGGGGUUGGGUUUGGAUUUCCCAGGUGUUUCUCUGCACAUUAAAUUCCAUCCUGGACAAAAUCUUUGGGGUUUUCUG
Molecule: messenger RNA, 1260 nt
Organism: Serinus canaria (Common canary)
Lineage: Eukaryota; Metazoa; Chordata; Aves; Passeriformes; Fringillidae
Product: SLAM family member 8
Exons: 4
Coding region: 261-1226 (321 amino acids)
Biological process (GO): T cell activation
Cellular component (GO): external side of plasma membrane
Source: RefSeq, a predicted model, not a curated record